Messenger RNA from Gracilinanus agilis (Agile Gracile Mouse Opossum), 4436 nucleotides. RefSeq names its product RAB11B, member RAS oncogene family (gene RAB11B). The transcript has 5 exons. Gene Ontology annotation, cellular component: recycling endosome. The record is from RefSeq and is a predicted model, not a curated record. Gene Ontology annotation, molecular function: GTP binding; GTPase activity. Lineage: Eukaryota; Metazoa; Chordata; Mammalia; Didelphimorphia; Didelphidae. The coding region runs from base 33 to 689 and encodes 218 amino acids. Gene Ontology annotation, biological process: constitutive secretory pathway; regulated exocytosis.
ACGGGCCCGAUCCCGCCGGAAGAGCCGAGACAAUGGGGACCCGGGACGACGAAUACGACUACCUGUUCAAAGUUGUGCUGAUUGGUGACUCUGGGGUAGGGAAGAGCAAUCUCCUUUCACGAUUCACUCGAAACGAAUUCAAUUUGGAGAGUAAGAGUACCAUUGGUGUGGAAUUUGCUACCAGGAGCAUCCAAGUGGAUGGGAAGACUAUAAAAGCCCAGAUCUGGGACACAGCUGGUCAGGAGCGGUACCGGGCGAUCACGUCAGCGUACUACCGAGGGGCUGUGGGAGCCUUAUUGGUCUAUGACAUUGCCAAGCACCUGACAUAUGAGAAUGUGGAACGUUGGCUAAAAGAACUCCGUGACCAUGCUGACAACAACAUCGUGAUCAUGUUGGUGGGGAACAAAAGUGACCUGCGUCACCUCCGGGCUGUACCCACUGAUGAGGCUCGGGCAUUUGCAGAGAAAAACAAUUUAUCUUUUAUUGAGACGUCAGCCUUGGAUUCAACCAAUGUGGAAGAAGCCUUUAAGAAUAUUCUCACAGAGAUUUACCGCAUUGUAUCCCAGAAGCAAAUUGCUGACCGCUCUGCACAUGAUGAAUCUCCCGGCAACAAUGUGGUAGACAUCAGUGUCCCCCCCACCACCGAUGGACAGAAAUCCAACAAACUCCAGUGCUGCCAGAACCUGUGACCACCUGCGCCCAGAGGCGCCUUCCCUGCCUGCCCUUACCUUGCUUCAGUUAGAAACGUGUGUGCACGUCUUUGCAGUAUCUCCUGUGAUUCAGUGACUCUUUGUCAUCCUCGUUUCUUCCCCCAUCCCCACCGUCCAUUUUUGAGCAUUAACUGUAGGCCUAACCUCACUUUUCUCUCAGGCUCCCAGGGGAGUGGGCUGACCUUGGACCUGGUCGUGCUGGCUCUGCCCCCAGAGGGUGAGCCCUCGCUGCUCCCCUGGGCAGUUCCACUUGGUUGUCUAGUGAUUGGUGGGAGGAGGAGGAAGCAAGACCUCAUUUAUGACAGCUGAAGGAAGAUAAUAUCUACACUGAUUUGCUUUCGCAUUUAGCCCAACUUUUUCAUAGACCCAUAGACCUCUUGGGAAGAUGGGGAGCAGGGAAGGAAAGAGGAUGUGCUGAAAUUAAAGAGGGAAAAAAUCUUUUCCUCAGAUGUCCUUUUGUGUCCAAUUGAAAUCCUUUGAUGAGCCCCAGGGUUCUCUUUGGUGGCUGAAGACCUAUGGUGAGGCUGCUGAUGAUACGCUCCCCAGAGUUUCCUCCCUCUCUUGUGGCUAGCCUCUGGGCCUUGUUCAAGGGAGAGCUGUUGCUGGGUACCCUUUUUCCCAGGAAAGAGACUCAGGAGCUCUGGGGCAGGCUGAAAUGUUGGAAUGAUUUGUCAGCCACCAGAGAAAAUCCUGUUCCUCUACCUGAGUGUCCAGCAAGUGCCGGUUCUUCCUUUGUGGCCUCUCCCUCCUGUCCCAGAACCCUGGCCAGUGUUAGCCUGUGCAGGCCCUUGUUAAACUCCUUUCUGCCCCCAGCUCCCUCUCUGACUCGCCAUCUUGCCUGAAACCCAUUUGCAAGGGAAGCAAUAUUCUCAUGUUUUGUAUAUAACUGCACUUAGAGUUUUCGGGUUUUGUUAUUGUAGAAAAACAUAGAUUCUUUAUACAUUUUGUAAGAUUUAUGCCAAAUCAUAGCUUCUUGACCCUUUCCUCCACCCAUUAUUCUUUAACAAUUAACUCUCAUGGCUAUCAUUUUUCUUCACCUUUACUAAAGAAUGAUUCUACUUCCUGUAUGCAGACCGUGUUCUUUGCCCUUGUCUCAUUUCCUCAGUGCCAGGAUGCUAUUUGCAACAGUUAAACUUUUCCUGAUGCCCACUAGCCUCAGCAGCAAUCUUGACUACUACUCAUCCCUGUCUGAUAUGACAAGAGAAAUUUGAUCAUGUUCCUGCUUUCUAGAGAGUCAGGCCAAAAAGUCACAGUCCAGCCAGGCACCAAGCUUGCCCCAACUAUAUAUGGGCUUAUUUACAUGGCACCCUGAGAUCAGCCAGAGGAAGAGGGGCCACAUGUUCAUGCUGAAGUGGGGCACCCCCACCCCUUUGCAUGUUAGGACCUUGGUUGGCUUUUUCUAUGGUGCAACUUGUACAUCCUGAAUGAGUGAUAGGCAAUGAGAAGAGCCAACAUUCCAGGCAUUGUUUGAAAGCCAGCUUUUAGAGUAAAGUGGAGGCGUUUCUCUUCUAAUUGUAUAUGUAAAAUUUAAGACAUCUUCCCAAGGUUAGUUGAUAACCCGUUGAAGUUGCUUUGGGGUCUUGGCAAAGUGAGAACUAGUUGUUCAUUUAACUUUCAAGGUGUGUCUUGUGUGGUUUCAGGAAAGUGUCUAGGGUCCUGGCCUUGUUUCUCUCCUAUUUGGGAGGAUUUCAUUGAUGGUCUUCCAGGCUGAUGUGGGGCUUGAAUUCCAGUCAGCUCCCAGCUUCAGAACAUAAGUUGCCACGUGACUUAGAGAGGAAGACUCUUCCUUUCCUGGAGGGCAAGGUCUCGGUGGUCCCAGGAAUGGCGGCAAAGUUGUUGCUUUCCUGGGAUAGAAUGGAUGAGGGGCCAUCUGCGUUUUGGAGUCUGUUCUGCAGUGAAUGUAUGCUUUCACUAGCCUUAAAGGUAAAGCAGAGCCUUUAUCUCUGCCCUGUUGGCUAAGCUGUAUUGGCUUAAAAAUAGGCACUACACCUGCCCUUUAGUGUAGUUUCUUUUCCUCAUCAUCUCUGGGCUGCUUUUAAUGUACUGAUCUUGUAAAUUUACAGGAAGUCUGCUGUUCAUUUAGGAAAGCAAGUGAUCUUUGGGCAGAGAAGUUGAAGGAAGAGCCACACUGAAGUCAUUCAGCCUCUUAUUGGACUCUGAUGUCAGCUGAGCACUCACAAACCACCCCUCCUUUGAGGAGGAGUCAGGCUCUGAAAUGCUGUUUCUUUCCAAGGAAAUGCCCUGCUCCACACCUGCAUGAACAUUCAAGCCAGGCCUGUAUUUAGAACUCCCAAGCCUUGUUCAAAGUCCUUUGACUAGUUUCUCAGCUCUGUAGCAGGAAAUCGUUGUAGCUUUCAAGAGUUUAAUGGGGUCUUUUCCUUCUGGCCUAAGGCCUGUGCAGAGACUUGUUAGUAUGGUUUGGUGAAAUUUUUAGCUUGGUGAAAUUCCAGGGCCUCCAAGGCUCUGCUGUAGGAAUACCCUAUAAUACUUUCAAGAAACCUGGCUAAUUGAAACUAGAGCUGUUCAACUCAGUGCUUCAGCUUGCCUUUCUGACUAUGUAGAAAUGGGCUUAUGGUUAUGGCAGGGAUAGAGUUCUGGGAGGAAUACAGGAGCAUUCAUUAUUCAGGAUUCAGGCCUUCCAAGACACCACCAAGUUCAGGACAGGCUACUGAAUAGCCCAAAGACCAUCCCUUCUCUUUUAGACCAGGGCCACUAUCGCUGGAAAGGAAGAUGGAAUCUUUUUGGUUGUGACUUCCUUUGACCAAAUUAUUCAGGUUUCACCAGCUCAGAGACCUUCCUAGUACAGCCACUCUCCAGGGCAGUGUGAAUUGACUCUUAAGCCACCCUGUCCUGGGCAGCUGUCUUCCAGGGCCUUUUGCUAUCGCUAUCUGGUUUCUUGCCUGAGGGUGAAGAUUAAGGCCUUUUAUUUUUUUGGCCUCUUCUUUCAUUAUCCCUUUGGAUGAUCCAAGUUAGGAACAGGGUCCCAGCUAGUCUUGGCCAUGAGACAAGCAGGCCUGGGCCCACCUGGUGCCUUCUGCUUAAGGGUUGGGGUUGGCUUUUUCCCACCUCUUCCUUGGCAUUAUUGGUUCCCACUUCCACAUUGGUAGCAAACUGCAGUCUGCUACCUGCUGACUUUGGCAGCUAACUUGCAUCUAGGUGUUUGUGAAAGUUGUUAUCUGGAAGAAGAGACUUCUGACCUGUGUGGCAUAAGAGAGAAAGUAUGAGUCAUGUGGCUUGAGACAUGCCCCUGAGUUCUGAGGGGUUCCGUAUCCUAGCUCAUAGGCUGUCCUGGAAGAUGCUUUUCUUUGGAAUGACAGGCUGGAAAGCCAUCAAGGGACCUAAGCCACUUAUGAGCAGCUAAGGGGAAGUAUGCCUGGGUGUAGACUGACCAGAAUUUCCUACUCCCCCAUAACACACACUCAGUGGGUUACUGGUAGAGUGACUAAGCUAGCUGUAGGGAGUCUUCUGACGCAGUCCAAAUUUCUGGGUAUGAUUAGGUUGGUCAAUAGUGGACAUUGCUGAGUAAUUGCUACACCACAAAUGGGCUUAGUCUGCAUGGGAAACCCAGGGCUAGAGCAGACAGCUCUGUUCAUUCAUCUAUCUGUUUCUUCUGCUCCACAGCACUUGUAUUCAGUUCAGCUCAAACUUCUUUGUAAAUAGAGCCCUGCAUCCCUGGAUUUGUGCAUGGUUAUUCUGUGUUGUGGAUAUAAAGAUUGCCAUACCAAA